AUGAACGUCAAGUCGACAGUGAAACGAUUCCUUCUCAUGUCGUUUUCACUCUCCCACUUGCUGUUACUUGAGGGAGCACAGAGCCAACUUUCAGUGGCAGAGGGAAGAUCACAGAGGAGGGCUAAUGCACUUAGGAGGAAACGGGAUCUCUUUGGGGAGGAGACGUACAGACCAUUGCUGUCAGAAGGUACUCUGUCACGCAGCAUUUUGCACAACUACACAGCUAGAGAUGCCUCUUCAGAGGACUGCGGCUGUCUUAAUGGUGGUUGGUGUCAGGAGGGUGGUGUGUGUGAUUGUGCUCAGUUCCAGGCAUUGGGAGACCGCUGCCAGAUCAUACCUAACCAGGGCCAGGAUAGAGAUGGGAUCUGCAGAUCUUGGGGUCAGCACCACUAUGAAACAUUUGAUGGAAUCUACUUCUACUUCCCUGGAACCUGCUCUUAUGUUCUGGCCCAGGACUGCCACUCAGCUCCGCCACAGUAUACAGUGUGGAUUCACAACAGCAGGGUUUGUGAGGGGAGUGUUUAUUCUUGUCCAAGAGCUCUCAGUCUGUUCUUCCCAAACGAGGAGGAGAUUCACAUCUCUGGAUAUCAGGUCCACCAAGGAGGUCGCAGGCUCAGUUUGCCUCAGACUGUUGGAGGAGUGUUUAUUGAGCGGCUUGCUGAUUACUUGCUUGUGAAGAGUGUGUUUGGCUUCUCUUUGGCCUGGGAUGGAGACUCAGGUGUUUACCUGAAGAUGAGUGAAGAGCAUCUUAGUGCCCCAUGUGGCUUGUGUGGGAAUUUUAACCACAUCCCGGGUGAUGACAUCACCACUGCUCGUGGGAUUCAAACAGAUGAGCCUGCAUUGUUUGCUAACAGUUGGGCAAUAGACCUCCCUCAUGAGCGUGCUUGUCCAUCAGUAGAUCUGGACUUCGAUGGGCCUUGCCAUUCUGAGUCAGACAUGGAUGAUGCCAUAGAGAAAUGCAGUGCACUUCUCUUCUUCCCUUUUAUGUCUUGUCAUGAAAACAUUGACCCAAACCCCUUUGUUGCCAGCUGUGUGUCUGACCUCUGUGUGUCUGAUGAUGAGGAAACGUUUUGUCGCGCCUUGGUUGAGUACACCCGAGCCUGCUCACAUGUCGGUUAUCCGGUAAGAGAGUGGAGGGACAGCUUCCCCUCGUGCAAUGAUGGCUGUGAGGAGAGCUUUGUCUAUCGAGACUGCAUAAGUUGUUGCCCACCCACCUGUACAUUUGAGAAAGAGUGUCUAGGAACUAACCUGCAUUGUUUGGAUGGUUGCUAUUGUCCCGAUGGUCUUAUCUUACAGAACGGAACUUGUAUCGCUGUCUCCCAGUGUCCUUGUGUUUACCAUGGGACAUCAUACAUACAAGGACAAGUUCUUCAACAGGGUUGCAGUGUUUGCGUGUGCAUGGGAGGAGUAUGGAACUGCACUGAGAAUAACUGCACUGCUGAGUGUUCAGUUGUAGGUGAUGUGUUCAUGACCACGUUUGAUGGCAGAAUGUUUCUUCAGCCGGGGGCAUGUCAAUACGUUCUGGCAAAGAGCCGCAGCAGGAACAGAUUCACUAUCACACUGCAGUAUACUACCUGUGCAGAGCAGCAGGUGUGUAUUCAGUCAGUGACGGUGGUUUUGGAUGAAGAUGGGAGUCGCCAGAUCACCUUGACAAGAGAAGGGGAGGUGAUAAUUGGUGUCAACCCAGCACCUGCCCUGCCCUAUGUUAAUGAUGCAGUUGAGGUGCGCAGGCUGACCUCUGUGUUCACCCAGCUCAAGGCAGAGAUUGGUUUUAGAUUGUAUUAUGAUGGACGAGGGGGCCGGAUCUACUUGCAGCUGGACAGCCUGUGGCGUGGCCAGACGUUGGGCCUUUGUGGAACAUUCAAUGGAAAUCUACGAGAUGAUUUCCUAUCUCCAGCAGGUAUGAUAGAGGGCACUCCUCAGCUUCAUGCCAAUGCUUGGAAGGUGUCAUCUGCUUGUGUUGCUCCUGUUAAUUUGCCCAUUAUAGACCCAUGCGAGAUGAACCAGCACAAUGCUUUCUAUGCGUCCCAGUGCGAGGUGCUUUUAGGGAGUGCAUUUGCUCCUUGUCAUGGCUACAUCAGUCCAAACAUCUUCCAGCAGCAGUGCCGCUACCAGGCCUGUCGCUGUGGGAGCAGCUGUAUGUGCACUGCACUGGCUCACUACACUUAUCUGUGUUCCAAACAUGGCCUUGACAUUCAUUUCAGAUCUCAAGUCUCUGAAUGUGGAGUAGUAUGUCUUGGAGGUAUGCUGUACCACUCAUGUGUGUCAUCCUGUGGCCAUUCCUGCCGUGCACUGUCAAGCAGUGAGGAGUGUAACUCUGAUGACUGUGCAGAGGGUUGUGGCUGCCCAGAGGGCAGUUACUAUGACGAUGUGCGCCAGCGCUGUGUGCAGCUAUCACAGUGUCACUGUUACUCCAUGGGUGGUGUGUCGCAGCCAGGGGAGGUGACCUUCAGUGCAUCUGGUCCUUGCUUGUGCAGAAAUGGGAAGAUGGAGUGUGAGCCAGAGGAAAAAGAACCAGAUCGUGUAGAGGUCGGGGAGUGUCCAGAAGGAAAGGUCUAUCACAGCUGCACUGAGCAGAGAGGAGGAGUGGCCUGUGCACCAACCUGCCAUAACCUGAUGCUGAACGUCACCUGUCCACCCAACACACCAUGCAUACCUGGUUGUGUCUGCCCUCCUGGGCUGGUGCUGCAUCAGGGGGAGUGUUACUAUCCAGAGAAUUGUCCCUGUGCUUGGCUCGGACUUGAGUACCUGCCUGGACAAACUGUGGAAACGUCUUGCUACAGAUGUGUUUGCCACCGGGGCUUUUUUAAUUGCACAUACUCUCCAUGUCCAGCUGUGUGUACUGUUUACAGCGACAGGCACUAUCACACUUUUGAUGGCCUUGAGUAUGAUUACCGCUCUGACUGCCAGGUCUAUCUACUGAAAAGUGUUGGAGAAAUGGAUGUAUCCAUUGUUGCCCAAAACAAGGACUGCUAUGAGAGUGGCAUUGUGUGCAUGAAAAUGCUGGUCAUUCACGUGGGACUUACCAAGAUCUACUUCACUGACAACUCUGGCAAUCCCAGCCCUUCCACUGUUGUGGGUCGACGGUCAGAGUUUGAGCUGUGGAAAGCAGGCUACUACACCGUUGUCCACUUCUCCAAUCAGGAUCUGACCAUCCUCUGGGACCGCAAGACAACGGUCCACAUCAGAGCGGGGCCUCGGUGGAAGGGCCUUUUCAGUGGCCUGUGUGGCAAUUUUGACAGUGUGACAGUGAAUGAUAUGACCACAUCCAGCCACAUGGAAGUCAAUAAUGCACAGACCUUUGGAGACAGCUGGACCCUGGGACAGUGUGAAAGUGACUACAUAGUUGAGCGACCGUGUGAAGGGGACUUAGGGAGACAGCCAUAUGCUAAAAGGGAGUGUGCUGUCCUCUACAGUGAUGUCUUUGCACCAUGUCACAAUGUGGUUGAUGUGGCCUGGUUUUAUAAGAACUGCCUGACAGACACUUGCAGUUGUAACCGUGGGGGAGACUGCGAGUGUCUCUGCACAUCCAUUGCCGCAUAUGCACACAAAUGCUGUCAACAGGGGGUCACAAUUCACUGGAGAUCUCCCUCCGUCUGUCCUUAUGAUUGUGAAUACUAUAAUCAAGAGCUAGGUGAUGGCCCAUUUUCCUUGGUGAGUGCUGGCCCUAACAACCCUAUGUUUGGAGUGAAUCGCACCAGCAGCUCAGUAUUUCCACUGGUGAGAGAGAGGCCAGGGCAGAUGCCUGCCCCAGGCCUGUUGUUCAACUUCAUGAUCACUGUAGGGCUGCAGAAGGACAGAACAUCACGUGUCCCCAUGGUGUCACUGGAGUCUGCAGAGAGACCAAAUUAUUUUCUUGCAGUGUCUGGGCGCAGUCGUCUUCAGUUGGAACAGUGGAGUCGAGAGGUGGAGUUCAGACGUAGAACAACUUUUAUCCAGCACCAGGGGCUGUUUCUACCGGGUUACACCUCGUUUGAGCUCAUCAGCCAACCUGGAACCUUUCUGACACUUACACGCUCCGCUGCCCGAGCCCAGAGAUAUGACUCCUCAGAGGGCUUCAAAGCCAGCAGCAGCUUCACUCUAGAGGAGAGCUCUUUUGUAAUUCCCUACCGUAUGAUGUGUGAGUGGCGCUACCAGGCCUGUGCAAGCCCUUGUGUUCGCACGUGCAGUGAUCCAGAUGCCACACGCUGCCAUUUCUUACCUCCUGUUGAGGGCUGCUUCCCACGUUGUCCCAAGACUAUGAUCCUGGAUGAAAUCACACGAAGAUGUGUGUACACAGAGGACUGUGUGUCCCUUCCUCCAACUCCAACACCCUUUGCAUAUGUGGCACGGUCCAACAGAACUACCACAGAACCACCAACAACAACCACCACUACCACAAGUCCUACAACCAGAGCAACAACUACCUCCCCCACUACUGUCGGACUCACAACAACACUGCCCACUACCACUCCCACUUCGCCCAGCACAACCUCAACCACUGAGUUCGUCCCCUUAACUCAAUCCACAUCUCCUCCUCCCACUCCAACUACUCUUGUUUCUACCAGUCCCACUCCUUCAACCCCACUAGAGACAACCGCUUCCACAACAACAGAAAUGAUUCCCACACAAACUACAGCAGCAGCCUCCACUGCAACCACUACCUCUCCAACCCCUACUACUUCUGCUUCCACCCCUUUGUCCACCACUGCUACACCGACCACACCAUCCUCAGAAACAACCACUCCACCUCCUUUAACAUCCCCUACCAUCCUCUUACCAGCCACCACUGUCAUGACAACUGCCCUCACCUCCACUGUUCCUGAAACCACCACAGAGUACACAACCCCUCCUCACACAACACCAGCAGAAUUGACCGGCCCAAUGGAAACCACUACUCCAAUGGAAACUGAGACAACCAGUGAGACCACUACUGAGACUACAAGCACAGAGAUGGUCACAAGCCCCAAAACCCUGCCUAUAACUGAGGAAGCAUCGACCACACUUCCAUUCCUCUUGCCUGCUACUCCAUGCACACCUCCCUUCUCCUAUCGUAUUGAUGAGUGUGCAGAGCUGAUCUGUUUCAAUGGAGAGCUGCUUCUUCACAAUUCAUCCCUCCACUGUCGCUACAACACCACCCCACCCCAGUGCAGUCUGCUGGGACUUCCUGUUCUCAUCAACACAGACCCCUGCUGUCCACAGUGGCAGUGCCCAUGUCGCUGUACGGUGAUGUCAGACUUGCGUGUGAUCACUUUUGAUGGUAAUAACGUGGCCUUGUAUGACAAUGGCUCCUACAUCUUGGUUAGCCUGCCUGGAGAGACCAUAAUUGGUGUUGUGGAGAAAUGUCCAACUAGUCAGAGUGUGAACUCCAUCAGACGAACUAGUCCUACAGGUGGAACAUCUGGUCUCUGUUUUAAGAAGCUAAACAUUACAACCUCCUCAUACAGAGUCAUUAUCAACCGACUAGAUCGUAAGGUGACAGUAAAUUACAGACCCGCUAAGCUCCCAUUCUCACGCCACUCAUUUUAUGUGGAAGACACAGGCAGCAUGUACCUGAUCCACACUCCUGGCCGGGUCAGCAUACAAUGGUAUCAUAGCACGGGUAUUAUGGUCCUGCAGUACAAUGCCCCAAGUAAUGUAUCUGUACCCACUCAAGGGCUGUGUGGAUGUUGUGAUGGCAACCCGGAAGAUGACCUGAAGCUGCCCAACGGCACAGUGGUCAGAGAGGUUGGAGACAUGAUGCUAUUUCUGCAGGCGUGGAUGGUCCACAUCACUGAUGAGACUGAACACACACGCAGAGUUGGGGACAACUGCACUACAGGGGACUGCUCCACGUGUAUCUCUAUGCUUCGCCAAAGAGCCUUCACACCAUGUCAUAGCAAGGUGCCUCCAGAGCAGUUCUGUGACAUCAUGUGGGCAGGAGACUUGCACUACAAAGAUCACCAGUGUGACUUUCUGGCAGCCUAUGUCGCAGUCUGCUACACACAUCAAGUCUGCAUCACUUGGAGACGACACAAUUUCUGCCCAUUGCGGUGUCCGCCUGGAAAAGAGUAUCAGCCGUGUGUGAGCACCUGCACCAGCCGCACCUGUCUGAACAGAGACUACUAUGAAGAGAAGACCUGCUCUUUCAUCAGAGAGGAGUGUGUGUGUCGCAGUGGAACAAUCCUGCACCGUGCUGACUCCCCUUAUUGUGUAACUGAAGACCGCUGUGUCUGCACUGAUAAUGAAGGGAACCCCAGGGGUCCAGGUGAGGUGUGGAAUGGCUCCAUCCGUAGCUGCUGUCUGUAUAAGUGUAUGGAGAAUGGAUCUGUGGUAGCUGUCGAACCAGACUGCAGUGCUGUUCCCACACCGCUGUGUGAGAGAGAGGGAGAAUACGUGCUAGAUGUACUGGAAGAAGGAGCCUGUUGUCCAAACAAGAUCUGUGAAUGCAACAUGACCAUCUGUAACAGUGAAGUUCCACCUUGUGAUAAUGGUGACAGGCUAGUGAUUGGUUACAGCACGCUGUCCUGCUGUCCAGAGUACCGAUGUGAGUGUGACCCCACGGCGUGUCCUCCUGUGUCUACCCCCGACUGCAGGGAGGAUCAAUUCCUUGUUGAGGUCAGGGGUCAAAAAUCCUGCUGCUACUCUUACCUGUGUGUAUGUGAGUCAUGUAUUGAGCCCAUUCCAACUUGCUCAAAUGGACAAAUCCUGGCUGUUGAUAUAAACACAACCAACAGCUGCUGUCCGGUGUAUUAUUGUGUGUGCGAUGUGAAUCUAUGCCCUGAAUCAUCUGUGAGAUGUGCACCUGGUCUCUCUUUGGUUCAAACUGCUGUUCCCGGUCAUUGCUGCCCCCAGCAUCACUGCGAAUGCAAAUGUGAGGACAUCAUUCUUCCCAUAUGUCAGAUGGGGGAGGUGCUGAUUGAAGUUCCAGACAGCAGCACAAACUGUGGCUGUCCUCUGCAUACAUGCCAAAAGUCUGACGUGUGUGUAUUCCAAGGGCUAACGAUACUGGGCCCGGGCCAGUCUCUGGUUCAGUACUUUGAGGGAGAACUGUGCUACACUGUCCAGUGCCUGCAUAACAAAGAUCCACACACAGGCUUCUAUGCCAUGGAAGUCACCUCUGUCAACUGCUCGCAAAAAUGUGGACCACACCAGGCGUAUGCACCGUCCAUAGACCCUCAGGUUUGCUGCGGCUCCUGUAAAAAUAUUUCCUGUACUUUUACCAACGAAAAUGGGACAGCAGAGUUUUUCACUGCCGGGAGUUCCUGGGUGGAGAACUGUACGCGUUAUGACUGUAUGGAGACGGCAGUGGGAGCAGUGAUACUCGCCUCUGGGGUGGUUUGCCCUCCUUUUAAUGAUACAGAAUGUAUUCAGAGUGGGGGUGUUGUUCAGAGCUAUGUGGAUGGCUGCUGCAGGACAUGUUCUGGAGUGGGUGUUUUACCAUUUACCUUUAACCCCAUAACACCCACUGGUAGUACUAACUGUGACACAGGUAAAGAAGAUGGCAAGACAUGCAAACGUGUGGCUAUUCGGACUACAAUUAGAAAAGACGACUGCAGGAGCAAUGCACCGGUUACAGUGUACUCUUGUGACGGGAAAUGUCCAUCUGCCACCAUAUUCAACUUCAACAUCAACAGUCAUGCCAGGUUUUGUAAGUGCUGCCGUGAGAGUGCUCUACAAACCCGCACUGUCACACUCUACUGCUCUCGCAAUGCUACAGUUGUGGAGUAUUACUUCCAAGAGCCUUUGGACUGUUCCUGCCAGUGGAACUAAAACAGCUUGAAAUAGUAUGUCUAAAAGCAUGGCAAAUGAAGAGAAUGUACGAAUAAAAGGGUUGAAGAGAGAGCACAUAGGCUGAUAGGGGAUAUAACCAGCCAUGCUUCAUUUUCUCAUAAUAGCACACUUUGCAACGCUAACCUUGAGUUAUACUGUAUUUGUUACUGCAAGAUGCUGAAAAAAACUGAUGUAAGUGGAAAAUUAUUUUCAAGUAGUUUAUCUGCACUUUAGUCUAUUUUUAUUAAGAUGAAAUGCUGU
This is a messenger RNA of Cololabis saira (Pacific saury), 7992 nucleotides long. RefSeq names its product otogelin-like (gene otogl). Gene Ontology annotation, cellular component: extracellular matrix. Gene Ontology annotation, molecular function: alpha-L-arabinofuranosidase activity. Bases 1 to 7731 code for a protein of 2576 amino acids. The transcript has 58 exons. Gene Ontology annotation, biological process: L-arabinose metabolic process. Lineage: Eukaryota; Metazoa; Chordata; Actinopteri; Beloniformes; Belonidae. The record is from RefSeq and is a predicted model, not a curated record.